GGAGACAGAGAAGAUGAAAGAGUACAUUAUGGAUUUCAGCCUGGAUAACUGUGCUCUGGGGAAUCAGGGCUAUAACAGGAUUCUCCUGCAGUUGUUUGGCUAUCAGGGUCAUGGCAAAUCCUCAUUCAUUAAUUCCUGUAAGUACGUAAUUGAUGACAGUGAGUAUAGAGAAUUUGCUAACGUUGCUAAAGGAGAAAAUGAAUCUGAGACAAGGAAAAGAAGUUCAUAUAAACUGACAGAGAAUGUGACUUUGGUGGAUAACAGAGGGGCAGGAAAAAUGAGCAAGAUGGAGACAGGAGAAAUCUACCUUCAACUGGGAAAUUUUUUACCACUGGAUAAAGAAGUCGAAUGGCAAACAAAUUUUGGUGACAUGGUGAAUAAAGUGUUGCGGUCGGAGGGGCAGGAAGUGGCUGCAGACUUUAUUGUUCCAAUAUUUGUGUACAGUGGAAAAACUGGAAUGGGAAAAGAUGCCGACCUUUCGGAAAUAAUUUCCAGUGCCAGAGAAAUAACAGGCAUUGACCCAGCUGUUGUUAUUACCCAUGAAUUGUGUAUUUCUGCUGAUAAACUGAAACAACUAGGAGAUAGAUUUAGAGAAAAGGGGGCAAGGAACAUCUACCCUGUAGAAAACUACACCGAAAAGGAUAAGCUGAAAACCAGAGGAAAACAUACAGCCAUCUUAAAGUGUCUCUACGAGUCCCUUAUGGAUGUUGAAUUCAGAAUGAACAACAAAUUGGAUCCUAUUCAGGAAAGAAUCCAAAGGAAAGAGUUCCUUAUUUCCUAUGCCCAUAACAGAGCAUUAGAAAAACAAAAAGAGAAGUAUGAGCAUGAAAGAUUUUUGGAGAAAAAGGCAAUGGAAAGGGCAUUAGAAGAAGAAAGGGAAAGAACAAGGCAAGAAAAGGCAAGAAAUAAACCUUGGUACCAGCUCUGGUGAUAUUGAACUAGAAAGUGUAGGAAUAUGCUUAAAAUCAUGAUUCUUAUGCCUUCACCUUUAAAUUCUUAUAUUACAUGGUUAGUUGCUUGUAACUGCAAUUGCAAGGUUCAGUUAAAAUACAGGAUCAAUAUUAUCUGUACAACUUGUAGAAGCUGCAUACUGUUACUGAAAUAUAUGUAACUUCAGCUGUUGCACUUUAGUUAUUUCUGUAACUUUGACAUUUCUGUAACUUUGACAUUUUGCUUCCCCCACCCUAUGGAACUUUGUUUGCGUCUUCUAAAUGUAACACAUGCUCUAUUCCUGUGAUUCUGCACACUGUGCUAUUUGUUGUCUCUCUCCUUGUAUGCGGUUAAAGGAGGGGCCAUAGGGGGCAUGCAAAGAAUAUAAAAUCUAGCUUUACAUGCUAAUAAACAGACAAGUUUUGCAUCA
Messenger RNA from Xenopus laevis (African clawed frog), 1360 nucleotides. RefSeq lists its product as uncharacterized. Lineage: Eukaryota; Metazoa; Chordata; Amphibia; Anura; Pipidae. The transcript is spliced from 4 exons. The record is from RefSeq and is a predicted model, not a curated record. The coding region runs from base 14 to 931 and encodes 305 amino acids.